Messenger RNA from Drosophila serrata, 470 nucleotides. RefSeq lists its product as uncharacterized. The record is from RefSeq and is a predicted model, not a curated record. NCBI's taxonomy places the organism in Eukaryota, Metazoa, Arthropoda, Insecta, Diptera, Drosophilidae.
GCCUGCCGAGAUUGGUUGGUGGAAUGAAGCUCCAUUUGGUCAUAUUCUUGGCUACAGUCCUGCUCCGGAGGAUCUCAUCGCAAUGCAUUGAGGAUUGCCCGGCGGCUUUUAAAGGAAACCUGGUCUGCGCCUACAUCAACGGUUGCUACCUGGACAUGGAGUACUGCUCGAUGUUGGCCUUUAACUGUGGCCGUCAUGCCCAAAGCAAGCAUAGUGAGGAUACGUAUCCCUUCAGCAGCCCAAUUAUUACCACUCUACUGCAUCUAUCUCUCGCUUUCAGUGUUCCUGUUUAUAGCCUCAGAAACGUGUGGCAAAGAGAGGCUUCCCAAGUGCGAAACUAUGGAUUCCUGAUCUCUAGCGGAGGAUGUCCGUAUUUAUUGAUUGAUGAUUACAGAUUCAAAAACUUAAUCCAAUCUUAAGUGCUAAAUAUAUAUAUGAGAAGGCUAAAAUUUGACAAUGUGGCCAGUGAA